GAUCACCUACCUCUGCACCAUCCCGCCACCCCGUCUGCACUCGCACGCUCCGCAAACGCCCGCCUUGCCUACCGCCGCCCCACCAAGGCCCAUCGUCCAUCGUGGGCGCCCUCCGUUCCGCUGCCAGCACCACCACGACACCACCCGACGACCCCUUUGAACAUAGCAAUCAGCUUGCGAACUGCCCAGCAUGGCCGACUUUGAGGCGCUCAAGGACCAGUGGAGCGAGAUCGAGGACAGAGAUGGCCUCCGCCUCAGCUGGAACACGUUUCCCAGCUCGCGCAUGGAAGCCUCUCGUCUCGUUGUCCCCAUUGGCGCUCUCUAUACCCCUCUGAAGGAGAAGACGGACACGCCUCUGCUUCAAUAUACGCCCGUCGGCUGUCGGGCUCCAUGCAAGGCCAUCCUCAACCCAUUCUGUCAAAUUGACAUGCGCGCCCGUGUCUGGAUAUGUCCUUUCUGCCUUAGCCGCAACCCCCUCCCCCCGGCCUACAAGGACAUUUCUGAGCAGCAAAUACCACCCGAGCUACAUGCCUCAAACACCACCAUCGAAUACCGCAUUCCCGGUACUACGACAAGCCCUCCCAUUCUUCCCAUCUUCAUUUUUGUCGUCGACACAUGCCAGGAGGAGGACAGCUUGAAGGCCCUCAAGGACUCGAUCAUCAUGAGCCUGAGCUUGCUCCCGCCAGACGCGUUGGUUGGACUUAUUACAUACGGUACCAUGGCCCAAGUACACGAGUUGGGCUACGCUGAAUGCGCCAAGUCGUAUGUUUUCCGCGGCAGCAAGGACUACUCUUCCAAGCAGGUUCAUGAGAUGCUUGGCCUCAGCCAGAUGCCCAUGCGGCCAGGUGUUCCACAGCAACCUGGUCGACCUGCGAUGGCGCCCCCCGCGGGUGUCGGCUCGCGCUUCAUCCUCCCCGUCGCGCAGUGCGAAUUCCAGUUGACCAACGCCCUCGAGUCCCUUCAGCGAGAUCCCUGGCCCGUCGCAAACGAUAAGCGCCCCCUCAGGUGUACUGGUGUGGCGCUCAGUGUCGCUGCUGGACUUUUGGAGACACAGUUCGUGAACCGGGGUGCUCGCAUCAUGCUAUUCAGUGGUGGCCCAGCAACUGAGGGACCCGGAAUGGUUGUCGGCCCCGAGCUACGUGAACCCAUCCGAUCGCACCACGACAUCGAUCGCGACAACAUCAAAUACUACAAGAAGGCACUCAAGUUCUACGAGGGACUUGCAAAGCGCGUCUCGCACAAUGGCCAUAUCGUUGACAUCUUUGCAGGAUGUCUUGAUCAGGUCGGCCUCCUCGAAAUGCGGGGUCUUGCAAACUCGACGGGUGGACACAUGAUCUUGACGGACAGCUUCACCUCGUCCAUGUACAAGCAGUCUUUUGCGCGAGUGUUCAACAAGGAUGCCGAGGAAAAUCUCCUCAUGGGUUUCAACGCCAACCUCGAAGUCCUCACGACAAAGGAACUGAAGCUUACUGGUCUCAUCGGCCAUGCUAUUUCGAUGAACAAGAAGUCUGUGUCUGUUGGCGAAACUGAGUGCGGUAUUGGCAAUACUUGCGCAUGGAAGAUGUGUGGUAUUGACCCCCAGUCCUCGUACGGUAUCUACUUUGAGAUUGCCGGCCAGGGAGGCCCGAGCCAGAUGCAGUCAGGGCAGCAGCAGGCUUUGAUCCAGUUCCUCACAUACUACCAGCACUCAUCUGGCCAGUUCCACCUCAGAGUCACCACCGUCGCCCGACCGCUGAGUAGCCCCUCUGGCGACCCCGCAAUUGCCCAAUCGUUCGAUCAAGAAGCCGCUGCCGUGCUCAUGUCUAGGAUAGCAGUCUUCAAGGCUGAGGUUGAUGACGGUCCAGAUGUCCUGCGAUGGGUCGAUCGCAUGCUGAUCCGACUAUGUGCUCGCUUCGCUGAGUACAGGAAGGACGACCCCUCUUCGUUCAGGCUCGAAAAGAACUUCACGCUAUACCCGCAGUUCAUGUUCCAUCUCCGUCGUUCGCAGUUCCUGCAAGUCUUCAACAACUCGCCCGACGAAACCGCCUUCUACCGCCAUGUCUUGAACCACGAGGAUGUUAGCAACUCCCUCAUCAUGAUUCAGCCAACGUUGGAUAGCUACGGAUUUGACCACGAAGGCGGUCAGCCCGUGCUCCUCGAUUCAAGCUCGAUUCAGUCCGAGACUGUUCUGUUGCUCGACACUUUCUUCCAUAUUCUCAUUUUCCACGGCGAGACCAUGGCAGAAUGGAGAAAGGCUGGCUAUCAAGAGCAAGAGGGCUAUGAGAACUUCAGGGAACUCUUGGAAGCGCCAAAAGAGGACGCCAAGGAGCUCAUUCAGGACCGUUUCCCGCUGCCCCGUUUCAUUGUCUGCGAUGCUGGUGGUUCACAAGCCCGUUUCCUGCUCAGCAAGCUCAACCCAUCGACGACGCACACUACUGGAACCUACGGUGGUGUCGCACAAACAGCUCAGACCAUUUUCACCGACGAUGUCAGUCUGCAAACCUUCAUGGACCAUUUGAUGAAGCUUGCAGUAUCGGGUACCGGAUGAGAGGGUCAAAGCUUCUGGGGUAAUGACUAUUUCGAUCGCGAAAAGGAGGGGUGAAUUGUUCUGGACGUACGAUUUUGUAUUAGAC
Molecule: messenger RNA, 2612 nt
Organism: Exserohilum turcica Et28A
Lineage: Eukaryota; Fungi; Ascomycota; Dothideomycetes; Pleosporales; Pleosporaceae
Exons: 6
Coding region: 191-2527 (778 amino acids)
Biological process (GO): COPII-coated vesicle cargo loading; COPII-coated vesicle budding; intracellular protein transport
Cellular component (GO): COPII vesicle coat; endoplasmic reticulum exit site
Molecular function (GO): GTPase activator activity; zinc ion binding
Source: RefSeq, a predicted model, not a curated record